AGUAGUACUUGCAUUUUUACUGUUAUUAUCAUGAAAUACAAAUUUUUCUUUCUUUUGUUGCGCUUAUCUUCUUGGGGGACGAAUGUCAAAUCGCGUGGGCGUGUGCGACCUGUGAGACAUGAUGUGUCGAACAAUCAAGCCAAAGGUCUCGGCGAGGUUGACGUAACACAUUCACACGUAAACAUUCAACUCAUGUCUUCUCAUUUGUGUUGCUUGUGCACCCAUUUUUUGACUAAUUUUCCACAUUGUUUCGACGGCCCAACCCCGCAAACGAUCUUGUCACACACAAGUUGGGUCCGGGUGCACCCAUCGAUCACACACACACUCGCUCACUCACUCACUCAGUCACUCACUUUGUUAGUCAAUUGCAGUGAUUUGCAGCCAACCAUUCUGCGGUCAUUGUGUGACAAGAUGUCUCUUUCUCCUAUCAUAUACAAACUCCACGCUUACACGCCAUAUCACUUGCAGAAAGAACAGAAAGGACACAUAGUAACGAUGGGGUUCGAGUUGCUAUGGAAGAAGCACUAAUUAUCUGGUCUAGAACUCAAUUACCAUUUUGGCGAAGCGGCGAGGCGGUGCACUCUAUAACCAGUUGCUAUGAUACACCAUAGCUAAUUUAGAUCAGGGUUGCUCAUGGGACCACAGUGGAGACCCCAAAGUGGACGUAUCUUGCCUAUUAGUUUUAUAUGUAAUAGACCAUGCUGCUGUGUGCUUAUUGGGCUUAAUCGAGAAAGAAGCGAGCAUUAUAUACAUGUGGUACUCAUACAUAGCCCCUUCUUCUCAUCUAAAGAUCGUCCCCGUUAUCUCAGUGCGUAGCAACGCGUCGGGGGAAAGCUGGAAGGGCGAUGGACGCAUGUCAUAGGCCAAGUUUUACGUCCCCACAGAAUGGUAGAGCCCACAACAAUGGCCAGUAUUCCUGUUGGCUGUGGCACGCCCCCCUCCCCCCUCUCCCUC
This is a messenger RNA of Zychaea mexicana, 954 nucleotides long. RefSeq lists its product as uncharacterized. Lineage: Eukaryota; Fungi; Mucoromycota; Mucoromycetes; Mucorales; Lichtheimiaceae. The transcript has a single exon. The record is from RefSeq and is a predicted model, not a curated record. The coding region runs from base 31 to 528 and encodes 165 amino acids.